Dinoponera quadriceps is the source of this 3122-nucleotide messenger RNA. RefSeq names its product protein croquemort-like. NCBI's taxonomy places the organism in Eukaryota, Metazoa, Arthropoda, Insecta, Hymenoptera, Formicidae. Gene Ontology annotation, cellular component: cytoplasm; membrane. The record is from RefSeq and is a predicted model, not a curated record. The transcript has 11 exons. Gene Ontology annotation, molecular function: scavenger receptor activity. The coding region runs from base 422 to 1924 and encodes 500 amino acids.
UAUUCACUUUAAUUGCGCUUUCUAUACGCUUUCUAUGCUCUUUUCUCAAUUUUCGUUUCUUUUAUGGUGCAUUGCUAUGUUAACUGGAGUGCAAAGAGUGCACUACAGUGCAACUAAAGACCAAACGUCUUCCAAUACACAUUAUGAGUGCAUUAUGAAAUUUUUGUGCAUGUAUAUGAGAAAACUGCAACUUUUCACAAUUAAUGUACACUUUACACUGCAUUACGAUUAUUUUUUAACGCGUGCAACUUUCCGUUUUUGUUGAUUACUCAUAAACGUUAAGAGAUAAUUAUGAUAAGUCAGGAAAGAAAUGCACAUACAAAGUUUACAUGUGUAAGCCUUUUCCAUAAGAGCUCUGUUAAUUGAGUCUCGAAUAAAAUUUUAAUUUUGCAUACAACCAAGAUCUAAAGCUCCAAACAAGAUGAUGAGUUCUUAUAAGAAAGUUGUGAUUAUUUUAAUUUUUGGUGUAAUUAUAACACUUUUUGGCGUAUUCACAGGAUCAUAUUGGCCUUUUAUAUAUAAUUGGACCAUUCUAAAAGUUUUGACAUUAACACCAACAUCUGUGAGUUAUAACAUGUGGCAAGAAACACCUAUUCCAAUGUAUUUAAAGUUUUACAUGUUCAAUUGGACUAAUCCAGAUGAGUUUAUUGCUUCGAAUGUGAAACCAAAUUUUGUGGAAAUGGGACCUUAUGUUUUUCGGGAAAUUGAUUAUAAGGUAAACCAGACGUGGAAUGACAAUGGGACUGUAACAUUUCAAAGGAAGAAAGUUUGGUUCUUCGAGGAGUCAUUGUCUGGUGGCAGUUUGUCUGACAAGAUAACCAACUUAAAUCCAAUAGCUGCAACCGUUGCAUUUUCUGCGAGAAAUAAGACCAGGUUUUUGCGUGAGUUGACUGAGCAACUUAUGGUAACUUUAGGAGAACAAAUAGUAUUAACUAAAAGUGUAAACGCCCUGUUAUUUGAUGGAUUCAACGACACAUUGCUGCGCAUUGCAAAGAAAUUAAACGCAACCACUCUACCUUAUACCAAGUUUGCAUGGUUUUAUGCGAGGAAUGGCUCGGACAGUUAUGACGGCACAUUUAAUAUGCUCACUGGGUCAUCUAACUUGUAUGAAUUAGGACAAGUUAAAGAAUGGAAUUUUGAUGAUAAAUCGAGUUAUUACAAGGGUUCGUGUGGCGCAAUAAAAGGAACGAAUGGCGAUUUGUGGCCACCUUUGUUGAAUAAUAGCACUGUAUCCAUAUUUAUUAAUGAUAUCUGCACAUCCUUGAACUUAGUGUACGAAAAUGAAACGACAUUUCAAGGUUUAACUGGCAGAAAGUAUAUCGGGGACGAUAAGAUGUUAGAUAACGGUAACAAUGUUGCAUCAAGGAAGUGUUAUUGUCCUGACGAGGACUGCGGACCUAGCGGGACAUUAAAUAUUUCAAACUGUAAAUUUGGUGCACCGGCUUUCGUUAGUAUGCCACACUUUUAUUUAGCAGAUUCGAGUUAUAGAGACGCUAUAACGGGAAUGAAACCCAGUCGAGAGAAACAUGAACUUUCGAUAGUUAUCGAACCGACUACAGGUAUCCCGAUGCAAGUUAAGGCGCAACUGCAAUUAAACUUGCUAUUAGAACCAGUCGAAUAUAUGAGAAUGUUCCAGAAUCUAACAAGAACUUACAUUCCGAUGCUUUGGUUCACUCAAGAAGCUAAUUUAACUGCCAAUUAUGCGAGUAUGGUUAAGGUAGUUCUGAUUCUUCCAUCGUUGGGCGCUGUAACGUGUUUUGGUAUAGCAGGCAUCGGGAUUUUGAUACUUUUCAUCGGAAUUUUUAUUUUUAUCCGAAAUAAAUGGCGACGUGAGGAAAGCCAGGUAUUGUUGUCCAAACAGGAAGACGAUGUUACAGAUAGAGCCGACGCAUGGCUUCCUAUUUUUUUACGUCCAAAAUCGUAACAAAGAUAAGACUGUACUUGAUUGUCUUAUGAAUAUUCAAGGGGAUACGGUUAAUGUACUGCAAGUGCAAUAUAUUAACACAUAAAAGUGCCUAAUCAUUAACGUAGUUGAAUUAGUACUUAUUAAUAAUACACGUAAUUUAUAUAGUCAAUAAGAUAUAGUAGUAAACUGAAAAAGAGAAUUGGAUUUAUUUCUAAACUCAAAAUUAAUAAAUAUGCGAGAAAACAAUCUUUGAACAUCGUAGACCAUCUUUCUAGAGUUAAAGAUGUGUAUAUAUAUAAUUUUAAAAUACAACAAAACACUAUAUUAUUAGUAAUAGAUACUUCGCCAGAUAUAUAGCUAUUACAUACCAACGAUAAUAAAAUACAAUUGAAUAAAACUAUAAACGAUGCUCUGUUAAUGAAAUUAAAAAUUAUUAUCACUCUUUACAGAAGAGGUUUGUUAUUGUAUAGAAAAUGAAGUAAUUUUAUAUAAGUAAUCUUUUCAUAAUAUUUAAAUGUAUAAUAUAUAUUAUUUGAUUAUUGAUUUUUCCGUUUGUUGCGUAGUAAAGAAAAUUACCACUUGAAAAAUCGCAUUAUUAGCGUCACUUUCACUUUGCUUAGAAUAUAAAAAAUUAUAAUUAUACAAUCUCUGAAUGUGUGUUUGAUUCACUAAAUUCGUUCAGUAAUUUAUGUACAAUGAGCAUUUUUAUUGAAAAUUAUAUGCUGAAAAUUUUGAUUAUACUUGCGAUUUAUAUUAGCUAUUUUAUAUAUCAAGAAAUUAUAUUAUUUUUUACAUAUUAUUACAUUUGAAAUUACUGGUAUAAUAAUCAAAUUAUAUCCACAUUAGAGAUCACAAUAACACAUCGGAUACAGAAAUCUUAAGAAACACAUUAGUUAGUAACGAAAUAAUACAAAUAUCUUACGUGAAAUAAUUAAGGGAUCUAUUCAAGCGGAAGCUCCUGAAGGUCAAUCGAUGAAUAAAAUCUAAUUGAUAUAUAGCGAACACUUCAUAUCAUGCUAUAAUUUCUGCAAGUUUUUGUGCAACAAGAUAUAUUGUAUUUUAAUGCGGCUGCACAUACACACAAAUACACCACAUAACGUAAUACACACACACACACACACAUUUCAAUAUUUGUUGUAAAUCCUAAAUAUCUGUGAUACUCAAUAGUGGAGAUGUAAGCGUGCGUGAAAAAAUAUAUAUAACUGUUUUAUCGAAA